AUGGACCGAACACAAGGCUAUGAGGCAGGAGGCUUCAAUACAGGCUCUUUGCAUUCGCCACCACCAACACGUAGGAAUUGGGAUGAUGCCACCACCGAUAUCCCUCUUCAUGAAACGGGUUCGCCUCACGUUCAGUUUGCCGCCAAAUCGCCAUCUAUCAUUCCAUCGCCAGUCUAUGCCAAUUCACCUUCCAUGCCUUCUGGAUCAGUAGUCGCUUCGCCAGCAACGCUUCCACCGCCUUUACCUAUGCAUACAUCGAGUACAACCACUGAUUAUCCAAGUGGAUCCACUACGGCUCGUAACUUUGGUGCCGACACUUUCAAUCAUAACGGUGGCGAAAAAGUGGCUGUGGAAAAUGAGGAUAGCAAUAUGGGUUAUGCAAUGUACGAGCGAAACAACAAUGCAGCAGCAACAGCAGUCAACAAUCAGCCAACGUAUUAUGGAAACACCGGUCUACGAUCCGACGGAUUUAUGCGACUUGAAUCUCAAGAGGAUGAUAUGCAACAAACACGUGAUGGUGGAGCAGCAGCAGCAGCAGGUUACAAGGAUGGUCAUUACGCUCAAAAUACACAACCCAUGCCACAACAAGGCACUUCCUAUGUACCUUACUUGCAACAACCUGCCAUGAUGGAUUCUGCUGGUAGACGUAAUUUGGGCAUGCGACUCUUGUUGGGACCUGUGCGUCGACCUUGGUUCAGCUGGAUAUCAGGUUUAGCCAUGCUCAUUGUUUUGGUGGUCGAGUUUGUCAAGAAUUCACAAAUGACUGGAAGCGUGAUUGAAACAAGCCCAACAUUCAAUCCAAUGAUUGGACCUAGUUAUACCGUAUUAAUCAACAUGGGUGCAAGAUUCACACCAUGCAUGCGACCCGUACCCAACUACUCUCCAUCAACAUCAAUCAGUUACUGUUAUCGUGAACAAGAAACGUGUACUCUUGAGGAAUUGUGUGGUUUUGGAGGAUUUGGUGGCAGUGAUCCUGAUCAAUCUUUUCGAUUUAUCACACCUAUCUUUAUGCAUGCAGGCGUUGUGCAUUAUGUCAUGAACAUGCUUUCUCAUUUGCGAUUGGGAGCGGAUCUUGAGUGUGUCUUGGGUGCACCACGGUACAUUCUUCUCUACAUGGCAUCAGGCAUCUAUGGCUUUGUACUAAGUGCAAUGCUUGCUCAGACGACGACAGCCAGCAUGGGGUGUUCAGGCGCGCUCUUUGGCUUAAUCGGAUAUAUGUUUAUCGAUGUACUGGUCAACUGGAAAACGAUUGCAAAUCCGAUCCGAGAACUCAUAAAGUUGCUCCUGGUCACUAUCAUCUCCCUGGUGCUUGGCUUGUUGCCUGGUCUAGAUAAUUUUGCUCAUUUGGGCGGCUUUGUUGUGGGUAUUGUUAUGGGCGCGAUGAUCGCUCCAAUGCGUGAAGGUUUGGCAAAAAAAGGAAAAUUGAUCACCUGGGGCAUUCGGGCCGUUGCAUUUAUUAUCUUGAUCAUCCUCUUCGCGGUCAGCAUCACUUCGUUUUACUCAAGCUCCGAUCCAUCUCAGAUUUGCCCGGGCUGCAAGUACCUCUCCUGCCUCCCCGUCAACAAUUGGUGUGAUAUAUAG
Molecule: messenger RNA, 1581 nt
Organism: Lichtheimia ornata
Lineage: Eukaryota; Fungi; Mucoromycota; Mucoromycetes; Mucorales; Lichtheimiaceae
Exons: 5
Coding region: 1-1581 (526 amino acids)
Biological process (GO): proteolysis
Cellular component (GO): membrane
Molecular function (GO): serine-type endopeptidase activity
Source: RefSeq, a predicted model, not a curated record